GAGCUUUUUAUUUUUUAAUUUUUUAAUCUCUGGCCAGACACAUCGCCGUCACCACCACAAUCGCCCCCCAUCAAUAGCACAUACUGCCCACCAUGUCGUCUCACAAGGUCCUCAUGCUCGGCGCGGGCUUCGUCACCCGCCCGACGCUCGACGUGCUCGCCGAGUCUGGCGUCGCCGUCACCGUCGCCUGCCGCACCCUCGAGUCGGCACAGGCCCUCUCGGCCGGCGUCGCCCACACGACGCCCAUCUCCCUCGACGUCACCGACGACGCCGCCCUCGACGCUGCCGUCGCCCAGCACGACCUCGUCAUCUCCCUCAUCCCCUACACCUUCCACGCGACCGUCAUCAAGUCGGCCAUCCGCAACCGCAAGCACGUCGUCACCACCUCGUACGUCUCGCCGGCCAUGCUCGAGCUCGACCAGGCCGCCAAGGACGCCGGCAUCACCGUCAUGAACGAGAUUGGUGUCGACCCGGGCGUCGACCACCUCUACGCCAUCAAGACCAUCGAGGAGGUCCACGCCGAGGGUGGCAAGAUCACCUCGUUCCUCUCCUACUGCGGUGGCCUGCCUGCCCCCGAGGACUCGGGCAACCCCCUCGGCUACAAGUUCUCCUGGUCCCCCCGCGGCGUCCUCCUCGCCCUCCGCAACCCGGCCAGCUUCUACCAGGACGGCAAGCGUGUCGACGUCGACGGCCCCGACUUGAUGGCCGAGGCCAAGCCCUACCACAUCCGCCCCGGCUUCGCCACCGUCGCCUACCCCAACCGUGACUCUACCCCUUACAAGGAGCGCUACAACAUCCCCGAGGCCCAGACCAUCAUCCGCGGCACCCUCCGCUACGCCGGCUUCCCCGAGUUCGUCAAGGUCCUCGUCGACAUUGGCUUCCUCAAGGACGAGCCCCAGCCAUACUUUGCCCAGUCCGGAUCCUGGAACCAGGUCACCCAGCAGCUGCUCGGCGCCUCUUCGUCGGACGAGGCGGAGCUCAUCAAGAGCAUCGAUGCCAAGACCACCUUCAAGGACCAGCAGCAGCGCGAGCACAUCCUCGGUGGCCUCCGCUGGCUGGGUCUCUUCUCGGAUGAGCAGACCAUCCCCCGAGGCAACCCACUCGACACCCUGUGCGCCACACUCGAGAAGAAGAUGCAGUUUGGCGAGGGCGAGCGCGACAUCCUCAUCCUUCAGCACAAGUUUGGCGUCGAGCUCAAGGACGGCACCCAGCAGACCCGGACCUCGACCCUCAUCGAGUACGGCAGCUCCGACCCCAAGGGCUACUCGGCCAUGGCCAAGCUUGUUGGUGUCCCCUGCGCCGUCGCUGUCCAGCAGGUGCUUAACGGCACUCUCUCCGAGAAGGGUAUCCUGGCUCCCAUGAACGGCAAGAUCAACGGUCCCCUGAUCAAGGAACUCAAGGAGAAGUACGGUAUCUUCUGCAAGGAAGAGAUCCUCUAAGUGGGUGUUUUCAGGUGGAUACCAACAUAGAACGGGCAAAAACAAAAUAGAAAGGAGAUAUUGAUUCACAAGUACGAGGAGU
This is a messenger RNA of Microdochium trichocladiopsis, 1521 nucleotides long. Its product is annotated as saccharopine dehydrogenase. NCBI's taxonomy places the organism in Eukaryota, Fungi, Ascomycota, Sordariomycetes, Xylariales, Microdochiaceae. Gene Ontology annotation, cellular component: cytoplasm. Bases 93 to 1439 code for a protein of 448 amino acids. The transcript has 5 exons. Gene Ontology annotation, molecular function: saccharopine dehydrogenase activity. The record is from RefSeq and is a predicted model, not a curated record.